UUUUUGUUCCUUUCCAUCUGAGUUUUUAUUGGACAUAGGGAAAGCAAUUUAUUUUUUAGGAUUAAGAUAAGUUAGGGUCUUCUGAUCCCUUGCACUGACUGUUCAAUUCAGAUGAGUUUACUUCAGACAGAGAGAAUUCUUCAAAAUCAGCUUCUUUGUUAAGCAAGCGCAAGAAGUUGCACUGCCAUUUUGGAUAUUUCUCUGGCUGCCAGGUAUCCUAUCACUUUUAACUUGAGAUGGUGAAUAUGCCAGACUUUUCUCAUUCAUCACAGAGUUCCUUUCUAUUCAACUGUCUCCUCUUCCUUCUCUGUCUCAUGGAGCUGAAUGCAGAAGAAGGAAAAGUGAUUGGUCAUAGAGAACCAAUUCUGGCCAUGGUUGGGGAAGAGGUGGAGUUUCCUUGCUACAUAUCUUCCACACUGGAUGCAGAAGACAUGGAAAUACGUUUUUUCCGCAACAAAGUCUCUGAAAUUGUCUUUAUCUACCAAGAUAGGCAGGAGCUAUUCAACAAACAAAUGGUAGAGUACCGGGACCGGGCACACUUAGUAAAAGAUUACAUCCAGGAAGGGAGUGUAUCCCUCCGUCUCUUCCACAUUAUUCCUGCUGAUGAGGGUCAAUAUGGAUGCCUCUUUCAAUCCAAGGACUUCUCUAACAGUGCUACCUGGGAGUUGGAAGUUGCAGGACUGGGCUCAGAUCCACAUAUCUACUUUGAGGGCUUUGAAGAAGGAGGCAUCCAACUAAGAUGUAGUUCCAAAGGCUGGUACCCCAGACCAAAAGCAGUAUGGAAAGAUUAUCAAGGACAGCAACUACCCUCCCUAUCAGAAGCUAUAACCCAAGAUGCUCAGAGACUGUUCCACUUGGAAAUAUCUGUGGUGGUCAAAAAGGGAGCUCAUACUAAUGUGACAUGUUCCAUCCAGAACACCCUCUUAGUGCAGAAGAAAGAAUUUACAAUUCAUAUAGCAGAUGUAUUUUUACCAAAAAACUCUGCCUGGAGAGGAGCAUUCAUUGGAACCUUCAUGGGGCUAGCUGUCAUUCUGGUCCUCUUCAUGAUUCUGGCAUUCUAUUUCUUUCAGAAGCAACAAAGAUCCAAAGAAAAACUGAAGAAAAAAUCAGAGAAGGAAAAAGGAAAACUCACAGCUGAGCUGGGUAAACUUCAGACAGAAAUUGACUGGAGAAGGGCAGAAGGACAGGCUGAGUGGAGAGCAGCCAGAAGAUAUGCAGUGAAUAUAACUCUGGAUCCAGACACUGCUCAUCCCAGCCUUAAGAUUUUAGAAGAUGGCAAGAGUGUUAUUUAUUGGAAUAUAAAGCAGGAUCUAUCAGAUGAUCCUAAGAGAUUUGAAGACCAACUUUGUGUCCUUGGUCAGGAGGGUUUCAUCUCAGGGAAGCACUACUGGGAGGUAAGAGUGGGGGAGAAAAGUAGGUGGUUCUUGGGUGUGUGUCAUGACUCAGUGGAACGAAAACAGGAGGUAAAGCUAUGCCCUGGGAAAGGAUAUUGGGUACUAGGGUUGUGGAAUGGUUGUGAAUACUUUAUUUUCAAUCCUCAUCGAAUAUCUCUAACACUGAGAGUGCCCCCCAGGCGAGUAGGAGUCUUUCUGAACUAUGAAGCUGGAACAGUUUCUUUCUUCAAUGUGACUGACAACUCCCACAUAUUCACCUUUACUGACAAAUUCUCUGGGAUUCUUCGCCCCUAUUUCAGGCCCCGAUCUCAUGAUGGAGGAGAAAAGGUCAUUCCUUUGACCAUCUGCCCAUUACCCACCAAGGGUGAUGGAGUAGCUGCCAAAGAUGAUGAUGAUUGUGACACCUGGUUACAACCCUAUGAUUUAUCAGAUAACACUGAAAAUGGGUGGUAAGGAUCCUUAAGUACUGGGCAGGGUACUUUCUCAAAAUAUGCUAUUUAAGCUUUGGGGAAAAUCUCCAUUGUCUAAGUCUCCCAGAAAAUAAUAGAACUUAUAUAAGCACAUAAAUAUGAUAGAUCUGAAUUAUCUAUCAUCAUGGAACACAGGAAGAGCACAUAUUAAUUAGAGGGCAUUAUUCUCCUCAAUUUAGCUAAUAUUUUAGGUGUUACUUCUCCUAACCCCACUUUCCCAAUAUUUUUUUUAAGAGUUGCUCAUGAAUAAUUAGAACUUCUUCUAUAUCCUUGCUCCCUAUUCUCAGACAUAUCCACUCUCUAGUCAUAAGUCAUCAGUAUGUCAAAAGAGCAGGCAACAAAGGGAAAGAAAUGAGAGGAGUGUAGACAUUCAUGUAAUAAUCAUCUUAAUGAACCAAAAAGGGAAAUGUUGAUUAUUCAUAAGCAACUAAUUAUCCCAUAGGAAAGAAAUGAUUAUAACUUACACAAUAUAUUGUGGAUUUAUUUUUAAAAGAAUAUCUAUUGCUAAAUGUUUGGUAAACAGAAAGCUAAAAAUAAGUAAAGGUAUUUUUUUAAAGCUUAACUUUGGGAUUUAUUUAACUAGCUGCUUUCAUGUUCUUAGUGAUCUCAUGUGGAAUAUUUAACCAAGUUUUGGUAUUUACAUUGUAAUCAGAUGAAACAAUUUUUUAAGUUAAUCUUUAAUACUGUAAUAAAAAGGAUAUAUCCCACUCUCUUAUAUACAAAUUUCUUUCUAUACAAUCAGGCAAAUUAAGUUUAUUCCUAUCUAAAAUUAGGGAGAAUUCAAUUCAAUUUAAUAACAUAAAAUAUUUGUAUGUUUUUUAUGCAGCACACAUAACAUCUGAUCUUUGUUCCUUUCUAGAUUAAGAUUGAUAAAUACAGUAAUACAAAGCAAAGGUCAUCAACUGCAAUAUUGUUCAAUGUCCUUUUGAGGAAUACUGAAGCUUUAGGGAAACUUGUAUGGCGCUGGUGCAAGCUGCCAAGGAAGGAUAUGAUGGGUGUUAAAAGGGAUUUAGUCUUUACAACCUAAAUAUUAACUGCAUCUGGGGAAAUUUUUGAUGCAGAGAUGUUAAAUAAGGAAGUAGGCUUACUGUCUGGUUUCUGUCAACCCUGUUUACACAAAAGCCUAUAAAAGGCUUGAUGUCUCCUUUGUUAAAUAUCACCUGCUUUGGAUAGAAAUCCUAUUUCCAAUCCAAUAAUUCUCCAUUUUAAAUUUAAAAAUCUCUAUUGGCCUCUAUAUUGUGGCAUAACAGUAGAUUUUCUUUUCCUUAGUGUUUUCCUGCACUUUCAUAUAGAUCAAAGGAAUGGGAAGUAUAAAGUUAAAUGGUUUCGGGGGAUAAUGGAAAAAGAAUUUUUUUGAAUUAGUUGGAGUCAUUCAAUGUAAAACUGCAAAGGAAUAUUUAAAAUAGAAAGUCGGUUAUUAUGGGAAACAUACCAGAAGACGAUCACAGAACAUGGGGAAGCUUUAGAAAUACUGGAUCUUACGUAUGCAGCAUGAAUAGUGAACUAUCAACUUGCAUUUAUUCAAUAGUCCUGUGUAAAUUUAUAAUGAUGAUAAUUGGGCAGAUCUGUGAGUUCAUGGGUGUAAUAAAUUUCCAGUAAGAAGCUUCUAUACUAAUACAGAAUGGCAACUAUUCUGCAGCUUAAGGUAUUAGUUAAGUAAUUUGCUCAGAGUAUAGUACAGAGAGGUAACACUGGAGAUAUUACAUUUACUGCCUUUGUGUAUUUAGUCUAAUCCCCUCAUUUUAGAGAUAAAAGAAUCUGAGAAGAACUAGUAUAACGUUAUUUAGGAAUUAACAAGGGAGACUUCAUGACACUAGUAGCUAAAUUUGGCCUAGGAAAAAAAGAAUUUGAAUAGUUUGGAAUGGGGAGGUUACAGACAUGGAACCCUUUCCUAGGAAGAUGAGAACAAUAACUUAAAAGAAUAUGGUGUAAUCUAAUGGGAAAAUGAGUUGAAAGUGCUAUUCUGUCAAUUCCAGUGGAUUUAUGCCAGAAGGAUAGGAUGCUUUACCUGUGGUAUUUCAAUUCAACCUGUCCCAGUAGACAUAUUGAGAUGAAUUUGGGGAUUACACUUUGGAGUCUCUUUCUAGUCUCUGUUCAAGAGAAUUGAGAGUCUAUUGCCUUUCAGAGACUCUUCAGGUUCUUACAUAAUCUAAGAGUAUGAUUUAAUCUUAGAAAAAAAUAUACAAUCCCAUUGGAUGCUUUGCUCUCCUCCCCCAUUCCUACUCAACCUCUUUCCCAAUGGAUCACUCACAUAUAAAAAUUAUAAGAAUUGAAAAACCUUUACUGAAUUAAAUUGAAAGUGAGUACAUUACAUUCCAAGGCAUCUUGAAUAAGACAUAGUUGUUUAUAGUAGUCUCUACUUUCUAGUUUGUAUAAGUCUCUUUUUGUUUGUCUCUUACUAUGAGAGAUAGUGUUCACCAAAAACUUACACCAAAUAGCACUUUGGUGAAUCAGCCACAAGAAGAAAGUGGUCGUUGACUCUCUGCUAUAUCAUUCACCUAGUCUCACCUGUGGUCAUCAAUAAUCAUCAAUCUUUGACCCCUAUAGCAAUGACAUUCUCUUUCUGAUUCAUGCCCCAGUGAAAGAAGAAACCAGUAUUAAAGGGUCAUAGGUCAAGUGUACAGGGAACAGGAUUUCAAAUGAUAACUGGGCCAACAAAGAAAGAAAUUAGUAUUUAUUAAAUGUUUAUGUGCCAGGCUUAACAGAUUUUUCAUUUGAUCCUCAUAACAACACUCUAAAGUAGUUGCUGUUAGUAUCCUAACAACAGGCAUAGGUGAAACGACUUGCUCAGGUUCACAUCUAGUAAGUAUUUGAAGCUGGAUUUGAAUUCAAGUUUUUCUAUAUCUAGGCCCAGGGAUCCUUCCUUUGUGUCACCUAGCUGAAUCUGUAACACAAAUUCUAUGAAAAAGAAUUUGAUUUACUCUCCAAAUUAACAUUCUCCAAGUAGAAGAGAUACAUUCUCUAUUUUUAUAUAAUUUACUUUAAUGCUUUUUUCAGUGUUAAUUAGUUUGUAAAUAAUAAUUUUUCAGUAUUAAUUUAUGUCUAGAAUUUCUCCCAUAUUUUGAUAUCUUCCUCUCCUCUGGAGAUCUUGUAUAUUCAUCUAUCCUGUAUUCUGAACAUACCCAGAUGCAGCUGAAAUAAGUCUUCUAAAACUUCCAGGCUAGGAGAAUCUUUCUUGUCCAUGCUUAUCCUUCCUUGUCCAUCCAUCUAGAGGAUGAAGAUCACAGUUCACUUACAGAGUUGAUUUCUCCAUGACUAAACUGGUGAGAAAAGAAGGAUUUUCUUCCCCUGCUUUCCUCUUUAACCCCUGCUCAGAGAAACAAGCCUGGGGCUAUUUGUUUCUAUUUGUGCCAUUUAUCCUUCUUAGCUUUCAGGUACUAGUGAUGAUCCCCAAGAGGUCAAGCUAUGGAGAGCUGGAGCUUGGGAUUCUAGGCAUGAUAUUGUAGUCAGCCAACCCAAAAGGAAAGCCCCUGAAAAGCCAGGGAUUUAUUCAGUAACCCAACUCUCCAGAGGAGUUUUGGACUUGGAAGUGGUACUGUAUUCUAUGGGAACUAAAGUCUAAAUUUAAUCCCUUUCCCUUCCUCUAAGUCUGAGAAUGGUAUAAGGGGAAAAGAGGAGGAUUUAUACUUCCCAUGUGUUGAGAGAAUAAACUUGUAUAUUUGUGAUCAUAUCUAUGUGUGUGUGGGGAGGGGGUGGUGAUGGUGAGGCAAUUGGGGUUAAAUGACUUGCCCAGGA
Molecule: messenger RNA, 5599 nt
Organism: Sarcophilus harrisii (Tasmanian devil)
Lineage: Eukaryota; Metazoa; Chordata; Mammalia; Dasyuromorphia; Dasyuridae
Product: butyrophilin-like protein 9
Biological process (GO): T cell receptor signaling pathway; regulation of cytokine production
Cellular component (GO): external side of plasma membrane
Molecular function (GO): signaling receptor binding
Source: RefSeq, a predicted model, not a curated record